UCCCUUAAGCAAUGUAUCUUAUCUCGCACCGUACUCCAAUUUCUGACAUACCAAGACGAAAAAAAAGUAUUUCAAGGAUGAACCAAAACGAGAAAAAAAGCUCUUUUUACACAGCCUCUUCCUUUAAAAAAAUAUCUGAGUAGAGUAUAUCCUAUCCUAUCGCAUCCACAUCCACUCCACAUACCAUCCAUACACACAAGGUGAAAGUCCAUAUUCGAUAUAAAUUCCAAACUCAAAAAGAAAAAAAGUAUCCUACAGAAAAUAUAGAACUUUUCGCUAUGUUCCCACCUCUAUGGAGCCGAAGAACAGUCUUGUGACGGUUGCCUUUUCGAGAAGUUCGGGUUUUUCGGUUCUGAUAAACGGAUACGGAUACAAGCAAAAUAAAAAAUUCAAAAAUAAAAACACACAAAAUCUCAAAGGAUACACAGAGAUGGAUAAGGAUAUCUAAGUUAACAAUUUUUAUGUUUAUGUAAUAACAAAAAGGAUACAAAUUUUUGGUGAUGUGAACGGUGACAGUGACCGCAUGAGAAGGCAAAUUGUGGUUAACUUUUGAAAAUAACAAACAAAAUAUAUAUUCCUCCUCCUCACGGUGUCCUUUUUUAACGGUUUGCAUAUAAUUAAGAUACUUUUUGGACGUUCGGUGUGUUCGGUCGUGGUCUAUUGAAAUUUUCGACUGUGUUUUAUGUUUUGGGCUCUCUGAUCCUUGGGUUGGUUGUUCAUUUUCAUUUUGAUUUUCGUUUUCAUUUCUGUGUCAAAUUGUAUCUCUCUCAAAUUGUGUGUGGCUGCUCGUAGAUUCCUCAUCGGAUUAGAAUAUUUGAAAGAUUUAUGUAAUCACAGGAAGUGCUCUGCUGGCUCUCCAGGUUAUAUUUUUUGAAAAAAGUGUAUCUGUGAGAUACUUUUUUUUGUUGCCUUUUUUGCCAUCACGAAAAAUAUAAGUAUCGUUUUGUGUUUUUUUUUUCGUGGAAAUAUAAAUUUUGUGAGUGGGAAAUUUAAAAGUGUCAGUUAAAUUUCAAAUAAUGAGGAUUACCAAAAAGCAUUCAAUGAAUACAUUUUGAAACUAAUAACUGAAGGAUUAACUGUUAUAAGGAUACAAAACGGAUUAUCUAGCAUCCUCGUCGUAGUUCGCUUGGAAAAUAAAUUAAAUUCUCCCCAUCGCUGACUGUGACUGUAACUUUGGCAGUGGUAGUAACAGUGGCAGAUUUCCGUAGUCAUCUUGUCAUCUUUUAGUUUUUGGGAUGUCAAACCAUAUCCUUGCUGGCAACUCAACUCUAACUAGCUCAAAAGAACGCUUUGACAAUUAGAAAAAUAUGUGGACUUCGUUAAAUGAAAAGGGUUAAUCCUUAAACCAGCUUAACAAAACACAAAACAAAAAAAAACAAAAGAAAACCUUAAACACCUAAAACAUAAAAACAGAAACUUUCAAUCUAACAGCAAAAUAUUUAAUUUAAUUUUUAAAGUCAAAGUUAACAAAAAAACUAUAAAAUAACUUUUUAAGUGAACCACAAAUAAAUUUGUCAAAAUUAUUUCAAUUAAUCAACAAAACAAAAAAAGGACCAAGGAUCCAAAUAACUCACCAAGAGCUUCAUCGUUGCCGUAAAUAUUUAAAACACACAGAGAUGAAUUGCUGCAGCAGCAACACUUCCACCAUCAGUGCUGCCAAUCUCUGCGGAGUAAGCUGCUACAAGAACAACUGUCGGAAGUAAAAUUAAUUACAAGAGUCCUUGGGAAGUUGCAUGAAAAAUAUACUACAAAAUAUUCUGGCCAAAGGAUGUCCUGAUAAAUUACUCGCCCAAAAACUUACGGCAAAAUAACAAUAAAUUUCUAUUAUUCUCACUUUUUCUCUGUUCUACCUUUCGCGCUCUCUCUUUCUCAUUCGUUUGUUUACUCGCUUAUUCAUCACUAUCUGCUUUUGACUUUCUGUUUCUUUUUGUAAAAACCAAAGCUGAAAACUUUUUCAACUAGGCGAAAAGGACACCCAGCGCCGCGAAGCACAGGAAUAACGUGGAGCGAUGAAGGGACCUAACUAUCCACCACCCACAUCAAGGUGACGGCAUUUUGAAGAGGCUCCCCAAAGUCUUCGUCGUGUUCGUUCGCUCCCGUCACCACCGCACCGCACAGCACCAACAUCGUCGUCACAGUCACCGUCUACGUCACCACCAUCGCCAUCAUCAACAAGAAAAGUUUUGUUGGACAGGAAAUAGGCUUCCUAUCAUUUCCCAUCAGGACGGACGACACCGCACACACAUCGAGCCAACUCAAAUCCACAGAGCCACAUGAAAAAUGUUCUCGAAUGGAAACUUUUUUGUUUACUUAUUCAUCGUUUCGGUGCAGCUGCAUCUAAUUUCAGCCGAGACAGCAACCAUUCGCCGCAUAAAUAUUUCACAAAAUGCCACACCCUCGACCACCGCCAACGCAACCGCCGCCGCUACCGCCAAUGCCACCACCGAAGACCUAUUAACUAAAUCAAACAGCAGUAACAACGAGCUGGAUAAGGAGCGAGCCUCAUUUCUGGCCAACGAAAAACCGGUACCGGAUGUGGACGCGAAUUUACUUAAAAAUAAUCACACGAAAUCAAAUCGACGACGCGAAAAGUCUGUUCCCGAUGAGAACAAUCUCCGCGUCCCGCUCGACAUUUCCACCAUUCAUACCCCAGUGGAUGACGCUGGCGCUGCUGCAAAAGGAUUUCGAAUUGAACUCUCCCAAGGGGAUAUUGAGCAACUUCCGCAACCUAUGGCUCUAUUCGGGAUGGGUAAGUCUGCAACAGCAACAUCAUCUGGCGGUGGCUACCACCAUCACUCAUCUAACCACCAUCGAGCUCCGGUAGUAGCGGCAACAGAUGGCCUGCUAGGCAGUGGGCCACUUCCGGUGUUUCCAGAGCGCAGUGAUGCAGUUUAUUUUGUUGUUGCUGUGAUUGGUGGUGCCAAAGUGUGGAGUCGCACUCUGGCAAGGUCUUUAAUGGAAAUGGGACCACCGUUUGGCAGUCCCCUCGGACCACCCCUUCGACCGUUGUAUGUGGACUUACCAGCUAAUGGAAAAUUUUCGGUAAAAGUUUUAACAUCGUUCUGUCAACAAACCGAUGGAGUGCCUUUAGCUGGAGUUGUUGUCAUUGGUGAUGGACAAUCAGCACGUGCGAUUGCUUUGUCAGGACAUUCAAUGCAGAUUCCAGUCCUUUGGGCAAGAGGAGGAACAGCAAAUAUUCAUAGUACGCAUAGUGAGUACCAUGCGACUCUUCAAUCAAUAUUGCAACCAUCAGCAAGGGAAAUUCUAGAAGCUAUUCGUGCACUUUUCCUGCAGACUCACUGGCAUUCGUUCUUUGUGCUAUCGGAUGUGGAUGCUACGAUGGUGCUCGCCGGAACUGAGGGUCUUCCACUUAAGCUGCCACCUUUAAAGCCAACAAUUCUACCGCUACCACCAACGGACGGAAAUGUAUUCAGACAACUAGCAGAGAUAUCUCGUUCUACACGUGGCAUUGUGCUUCUUCUGUGCAACCUUGUAUCGGCCCGGAAUGUUAUGUCAGAAGCAAAACGUCUUAAUAUGGCCGGAGGACAUUUUAUUUGGCUGUGGGCCGACACAAGCAGCACUGCUGAGUUUUUCGAUGUUAAUAAAAGUCCUAGUGGCCCCGAAACUCAGGAACAUAAUAGCGAUGGUGAUGGCGACGAUGGUUUAGUGGAUGAGGAGGAGAAUAUCUUAAAAUAUCCAGAGGCUGUGAAGCAAUUUACCAACCCCAUUGUUGGUGGUGGUGUCGAUGAAAAUGUGAUUGCUGCUGGGAAAUCGAAUCCCGGUGGUGGUGGUGGUGGUGGGAGGAAUGCUGGUGUUGGUGGAGGUGGAAGUGGAAAAGUUCCACAGCACCGACAUAAUUCGCCACCAGCUGGAUUCCAUCAGCGAGGUGGUUUCGACACGAGUUGGAAUCCCUUUCAUAACACUGUCGAUCCACAUAAGCGGGGUUCUUCAUCGGGCGAUGAUGCAAACUUUGAGACGUUAGAUAAACUGCGGCGCCCGAAUGUUGCCAGCGCCGAAGGAAGAUAUUUAGUCGAUGUUCAUGAAAGUUCUUAUGAGAGUGCUGAGCCGAGCUAUGUGACAACCAAAGCCAAUCACAUAAUGGACUCGGAGGAGUACAGCGAUGAAGAAGACGAAGAUGCAGCCGAACAACCGGGUUUCAGAAAAUUCUUCGAGGCCACAAAGUUUGACAAUAAGAAUCUUGAUUCAUACUACAAUAUCCUGAGUAGUAGCGGCUCAAAUGGCUCAAGUGAUACAUCGUAUAAUCAUCAAAGUCCAAAGCCCAAACGUACCUCAUCGCUGCAUUAUGGCAUAAAUGCCUCUUCAGCAUCGUCCCACGUCCUAUUCCAUCAUUAUAAGGACUUUCCGGUCGGUCUUCUGGCAUUAAGACCGAUCAAAAUGGCGGUCGAUCAGAAUUUCAUUCGAUCGACAAUAAGAUUAUUUGCCUCUACCUGGGCGCAGGUACAAAUAAACGCAGCCCGUGAUCUAGAGAAGACACGACAACGUGUCAGUAUCAACCCGUAUGGUGAGAAUUUGGGUUGGUCACCGGAAGAUCGGGACCAAAGUGUCCGAGGGAAAAGGCGACGACGUAGGGGUCGUCGGAGGCGAAAACGUCGAUUUAUCGAUGAAAAUGAACUCGAUAUAGUUAACAGUAAUCAGCCGAAACAAAAUUCAGUGCAUAGAAUAAAAAAUCUAAGUAGUAAUAUUAAUAAUAAUAAUAGUAGUAACACAUUUCGUAGUAAAAAAGUAGCAGAUAGUAGUAGUAGUAGUAGAAAUAGUAGUAACAACAGUAAUAAUAUUAAUUAUAAUAAUAAUAAUUAUAUCAAUCGUAGCGGUGAUAGUAACAAAUUGAAUUCUAGUUUUUAUAUACACAAAAACAACAACAACAAAGAGAACAUAACAAACAACAGCACCAGUGACAGCAACUUGAGCAGUCACUACUUGAGCAACAGCAGUAGUAAUAGUAAUAAAAAUAGUAGUUAUAAUCAAAAUUUAAGUGGCUUAACCAAUCAAAACAAAAAUGAUGAAAAUGGUAGAAGAAAAGACGAAGACAAAUCGUCUUGGAAAAUACCAAGAACUAACAAUCAAAGCAAUACCAACAACAACAACAACAACAGUGCCGACAACAAAGUUGACAAGAAAAACGAUUUCCAAGAACACGCCACCGCCGAUAGUUCUUCUGGGGGAAAAGUAAAGCGGGCGUCAUUUCCCUGGAACACCAAUAAGGGUUUAGAUAGUGGGAGUAGAAGAGGUUCGAGUUCGAGCCGGCGAAGGCCGGUUGACGGUGAUUUAGUAGGUGCUGACAGCAACGAUUCCAAGAAAGGCGGCAGUAGACUGACACAUGGAGAAGACGAAGAUGGGGUAGACGACGACGACGACGUGGACGAAGAUGUUCGGUAUCGCCGCAAACCGGGAACACCAUUUUUUGCAGGCGGAUGUUUCGGAAGUGCCAGCCGGUCGGAUGUGCAGAGAGCUGAAUUAUUUUCCAGAGCUCUGAAGACAACGACAUCUCAAGCCAUGUCCGGAGAUCUAACUCUAGACGGUGGUCAGCGUGAGCAUCCGCUUAUAACCAAGUUCGAGAUCCUCAAUCUAGUGCCCGAUGCAACUGGACGUCAGUUGCAAUUGUUCGAAGACGAAUUAGCAAUAGUUCGCCAUCGAUCACAACAACGAAGACGACCACGCUAUCCAUCGACCAAGUGGCGACGAGUUGGUCUGAUUGCUGGCAGGAAUGUUCAUUUGGAUACAAUUGUCUGGCCAGGAGGAGACAUUGUUGUCUCAGGUAAAGAACAACGUCGUAAGUCUAACAUUAGAUUGGCCCUCUACAGCGUUGCAUCUUCGAUAGGCCUGUCGGCGAAAUCACGAACGGUGUUUCGUGUUGUCACUGCCUUAGCGCCGCCAUUUGUAAUGGCGUCCGAAUUGGAUGAGGACGGUUUGUGUUUGCGUGGAUUGCCUUGUCAUCGAUUGCUGCCAAAUCGAAAGCAUAAUCUAACGAUAAUGUUUAAUAAUAUUGAGACUCAGCAAAGGUUUACGCAGGAUGUAUUGGAUCAUGGCGGCAAAGUGCCUUCCGAUGAGACGGAUAAUUUUUCAAAUCCUAUGUUUGAAACAAAAUGCUGUUAUGGCCUUUCCAUGGAUCUGCUCGACAACAUUGCUACAGAAUUGGAAUUCGAAUUUCAUUUGUACAUUGUUCAUGAUGAAUUAUUCGGUGCUAAAUUCUCGACACUGAAUGAUUUUGUACCCAGAAGAGCCGCCUCACCUAAAGGCGGAGGACACAAUCAUGAUACUAACAACAACAAUCGACAAGCAUCAGGACCAUCACCAUCAUCAGGAGUCAAGGAGCAACAACAACAAAACAAACAGCAAGAGCAUCAUCACAAAACAAAAGAUGCUACAUUGACGAUGGACGACGUAAACGAUCAAUAUCCUGCCAAUUCAGCUGGUGCCACUAACCAACAACAGCAGGAGAAGGAACGGCAGCAACAGCAACAACAACAACGUCGAUAUCACUCACCCGAAGGACGAACUCGCACUCGACGUCAAUCUUCUUCUUCUUCUAGCAGUGUUCAGUGGAACGGAAUAAUUGGUGAUUUAAUAUCCGGAUCAGCAGACAUGUCAUUUGCACCUCUAACAGUCUCAAGGGCUCGUGCCGAGGUAAUUGACUUCAGUGCCCCGUACUUUCAUGGAGGUGUAUCCUUGUUGGCUGCGCCAAAGAGGAAGUCCGAAAUACCAUUGCUGGCCUUCCUGUUGCCAUUCUCUCCGGAGCUUUGGAUUGCCAUUUUCACGUCACUCAACGUGACAGCCAUCGCUGUGGCUAUAUACGAGUGGUUAAGUCCGUUUGGGCUUAACCCUUGGGGCCGGCAGAGGAGUAAAAACUUCAGUAUGUCAUCAGCACUUUGGGUUAUGUGGGGAUUGCUCUGUGGACAUCUGGUGGCUUUUAAGGCUCCCAAAUCAUGGCCGAAUAAAUUCUUAAUCAACGUUUGGGGUGGUUUCAGUGUGAUAUUCAUUGCUUCAUACACAGCGAAUAUAGCAGCGCUUAUUGCGGGGUUGUUUUUCCACAAUUCCGGGAAUACCCCCGAAGUGUCGUUAUUUAAACAACGCGUUGGAGCACCAGUAUCAUCAUCCACAGAAUCGUUUAUGAAACAACAUCGUCCUCACGAAUGGGAGCAUAUCAAAAAGUACACGCUUAUGAAUAUUGAAGAUGGGAUCCGAGGACUCAAAAACGGUACACUGGAUCUCCUCCUCGGCGACACUCCAAUCCUCGAUUAUUAUCGAGCCAUCGACCAUGGCUGUAAUUUACUAAGGGUUGGCGAAACCUACGUCGAAGAUACUUAUGCCAUUGGCAUGAAAAAAGGCUUUCCACUCAAGGACUCCAUAUCAGCAUUAAUUGCAAAAUACUCAAGCAAUGGAUAUUUAGAUAUACUUGCUGAAAAAUGGUACGGUGGUUUGCCGUGCUUCAAAUUGGACAGUGAUAUUAUCAUGCCACGACCCUUGGGGGUUGCUGCUGUAGCUGGAGUCUUUCUUCUGCUUGGACUCGGAAUCACGGUCGGAGUUGUGAUUCUCAUCUUCGAGCAUUGGUUCUAUAAAUUCAUGCUACCAAAACUACGCCACAAGCCCAAGGGCACUGUUUGGCGUUCUCGCAAUAUAAUGUUCUUCAGUCAGAAGCUCUAUCGGUUUAUCAAUUGCGUGGAGCUAGUUUCACCCCAUCAUGCUGCCAGAGAACUAGUUCAUACCCUUCGACAAGGACAAAUAGCCAGUUUGUUCCAGAAGAGCAUUAAAAGGAAGGAAGAUGAGCAGCGGCGACGACGGAAGAGCAAGGCUCAAUUUUUCGAGAUGAUUCAAGAAAUAAGAAGAGUCCAACAGGCAGAGAAGAUGAAAUCCAAGCUUGAAGUUCUGAAAGAACACGCAGAAGCCGAAGGCCAUCCGACAAUUCAAAUUCCCGAAAUAAUAACACCACACUCACGAUCACCUAAACCACGUUCAAGUCCUCGAUCAAAACUCUUCUCCAGCCGUCACAAACGUUCCCGAUCGAAUUCAUCAACUCUAAAUGUUCGUCGCUUCAGCAACGAUAGCAUUCUAAGUGAUCGAUUGGACACGAUUGGGCGACGUUUAAGUCGUGAUCUAACCAAUUCCCCACCGGAUUUCGGGAGACGUUUUGAUACCCUAAGUGCCACAAACACAGGCUCCGGUAGUACUGUGAAAUUUGAGACCUACUCUGCUAAGGAUCUGUCGAGUGAAAAAAUAGAAGAAACCAAAUUCGAUACAUAUAGUGCUAAGGAGCUGACUGUGCCGGUUAAAAAACAUCAAAACCGACGAUCCCCGCUGAAUUCGGAGACAUUCAAGCCGAUGAUGGGAAAGGAGGCUUCUGGUGAGAGUAGCAGCAAUUCAACAGAUAGUCCCACGGUUCAGCUGUUGCCAGUUCUGCGGGAAGGUCUAGUAUCUCCAAUAUGUCAGGAGGAUCGCGCCCAAGCCCUGCUGCGUGAGCGCAUGCAUGAAGAACUCAUCACAAAAUACGGUGAAUGUGAGUACGAAGUCAUUGUGCCGAUAGAAGACUCCAGUCCUCCCCAAACGUCCAGUCAGAGGACCAGCUUUCGAUCCACCAAUCGUUCUCCACCGCUGACCCUCAUGCGACACCGUCAACGCAGCCUCGAUGGCUUAGAACAGCGACCGAAAAUGCCCUCGCCACCAAGAAUCUCUGUCGAUACCGAUACACGACAAGUAAGUAUUUCACGAUCCAAUCUUCGAGAAGUAUCUUUAGAACGCUUAAGCCGUGAAGACCUGCUCCGAUUAAGCGAAAGCACCGAGUCCGAAAUUCAUGACUAUCUUAGUAAACCAGCAAUAGAACGGUCACUAGAGCCGCCUUGAAACCACUGAUCAAUUACUGGAGUACUUUGUACAUUAUUGUAUUGUAAUUUGUAAAUCCUUUGAGGUGUUUAGAUAUGGUGCGGUCGGUGGUAGCCACGUCAAAACCAAAGGCUGGUGUUCGAAAGCUCAAACACACAUAGGUAACCAUAUAUUAACAGGCACCAUAUGGAGUUAAAAAUUAAAAUUGUCUGCACCAGGUGCGGGAAUCAAGAACAAAAAUUCCCUUUGGCUUACAAAUUAAUUUCCUUUCCCAAAAACAAAAAAGGGAAAUUAAAUUGUAAAACAAAUACAAGUUUUUGUUCUCUUUUUAAAUUUAAACAGUUAACGAUAAAGGAACGUGUUCAAGCUUUUUGGAAAAAAAUUAUAUUAUAAAAAAAGUUUUAAACUUAAACAUAUUUUUAAACAAAACAAAAAAAUAAAUAAAAAAGUUUGUAAGUGAAAAAAAGUUAAACAUUAAACUUAAUUUAAAAAUAAAAAUAAAAACUUAAAAAAGCUUUAGGAAACUCUUUUCAAAAACAAAAAAAGGAAUCAUCAAAAUUCCAUCAUUGUUAUCUCUACGACUCUUAAACCUAAACAAAAACUUAUUAGCCCUUUCCCCCUGUUUUUAUAUAACUUCUCUGUUCAUAUAUCUAUUUAGAUUUUAGAUUAUUUGUUAAGUUUAAAAAAUUAAAAUUAAACAAAACAAAAACUUUAAUUGGUUACAAACAAAAUAAAAAAAAAGAAAUUAUACAUGAAAAAUUCAACGACCAUUUAGAAAAUAUAGAAUAAAUCAAAAAAUUAUUAUUAUAAUUAAAAAAAAAAACACAAAAUAUGAUUAGAUAAAUAAAAACAAAACAUUUAAAAAUAAAUUUACAACAAAAAGUGAAUUAAAAACAAAACAAGUAAAGUAGAAUUCUAAAUUAAAUUUUUAAACAAAUCACAAAACAAAACAAAAACGGUGAAACAGAAAUUGUGAAAAUUGUUAAUUAACAAAACAAAAAAUUGGGCGACGGUGGUUAGGGCAGACUUUAAAAAUAAAAACAAAAAGAUUAUAUAAAAAAAAACGGUCCCAUAUUACUGCUAAAUAAAUUAACUGCCGUCACAUUGUAUAAAUUUGUUAUCUACUAAAUAGUACAUUUAUAGAUUAGUUAUGAAUUGAUAUAAACAUUGUAUAUAAACAAAGUUUUUUUUUAUAAACCAAAAUGGAGUUUUCUAUUUUUUUGAGGACGCAUGAUUUUAGUUUAAGUUAAGUUCAACAUUUGGAUACAUUUGUACUGUUUAAUUGUUCGAUAUAACUUAAAAUUCAAAAUGUUUUUUAAUAAACACUAAUUAGAUAUUAAUUAUCUUAGCAAUGCAUUUUUCUUAAUUUGUAUAUACAUCAAUGAUGAGAUACUUUUUGAGCUCUAAACUUUCUUAUUUUUUAACGAAAGGUAUGUAAAAUGUGUGUGUUUAACGAAAUCCAGGCAUUCAGUUUUUAUUAAUAAGGAUUUUUAAUUUGUGAAUGAAGUCUUUUUUAAGAGCUUUAUUUUGCGUUUAGUUGAUUUCUUGAAAUAAUUUAAACUUGUUUUGAAGACAAAUUAUUAUAGCUUUAAUACGGACUUUAAUUUGAAUUAUUAAGAAUUGGAAUAUUAAAACUUUAAAAAUCUCAGUCCAACAAUACGUUUAGAAACUGGUAAGUUUAAUAAUUUAUUUAUAAUUAAUAAAUAAAUAUCAUAUUUUUA
Molecule: messenger RNA, 10556 nt
Organism: Eupeodes corollae
Lineage: Eukaryota; Metazoa; Arthropoda; Insecta; Diptera; Syrphidae
Exons: 17
Coding region: 2281-8856 (2191 amino acids)
Biological process (GO): modulation of chemical synaptic transmission; ionotropic glutamate receptor signaling pathway; synaptic transmission, glutamatergic
Cellular component (GO): postsynaptic membrane; plasma membrane
Molecular function (GO): NMDA glutamate receptor activity; transmitter-gated monoatomic ion channel activity involved in regulation of postsynaptic membrane potential
Source: RefSeq, a predicted model, not a curated record